Mauremys reevesii (Reeves's turtle) is the source of this 6002-nucleotide messenger RNA. RefSeq names its product contactin associated protein family member 5 (gene CNTNAP5). NCBI's taxonomy places the organism in Eukaryota, Metazoa, Chordata, Testudines, Geoemydidae. The record is from RefSeq and is a predicted model, not a curated record. Bases 284 to 4216 code for a protein of 1310 amino acids. The transcript has 25 exons.
AUAAGGAGCUGCCCAGCGCCUGGUUUGCUGAUUAGUCUGAACGUGAGCUCCGAAGGGGAAUUUCAGUGUUAGAUUUGCACGGGUCCGCCGCUUGCCCGGACCUGCUCCUUUAAGACGAUUGCUGUAGGAGUGUCUCUCUCGCUACCGCUUCAUCUGGGGCGUCUGGAUGGUGGAUGAAGUCAAUGAGCAAAAGGAAGGGGAGCAGCAAACCCAGAGGAGAGACCGGCUGGCGAUCUGAAAUUGGGGACUAGGGAGCCAGCCGCCUGCUCGCCCUGUGCGGACAAUGGAUUCUGCUCCCAAACUCUCCGGUCGUUUGACUUUGCUGCUCUUCAGUCUGUGGCAUCUGGGAUUAGCAGCAACAAAUUAUAAUUGCGAUGAUGCACUAGUAUCCUUGUUGCCUCUGACUGCCUUUGACAGCUCCUCAGAGCUCUUCAGCGUUCACAGUCCCAACUUCGCCAAGCUCAACAGACGGGAUGGAGCUGGUGGUUGGUCCCCAUCAGAAUCUAAUCCGCAACAAUGGCUACAGAUUGAUCUGGGAGACAGAGCUGAGAUUACAGCAGUCGCCACCCAAGGCAGGUACGGAAGCUCUGACUGGAUAACAAGCUACAUUCUAAUGUUCAGCGAUACAGGACGCAACUGGAAGCAGUACAGACAAGAAGACAGCAUCUGGGUCUUCACAGGGAACACCAAUGCGGACAGUGUUGUACAUCACAAACUUCUGCACUCUGUGAAAACCCGCUUCCUGCGCUUCGUCCCUCUGAAAUGGAAUCCCAGUGGAAGAAUAGGCCUGAGAGUUGAGGUCUAUGGUUGCUCAUACAAAUCGGACAUAGCAGAUUUUGAUGGCAGAAGUUCCCUCCUGUACAGAUUCAAUCAGAAAAUGAUGAGCACCUUCAAAGAUGUGGUUUCCCUGAAGUUCAAGAGCAUGCAGGGGGAUGGAGUCUUAUUCCACGGAGAGGGACAGCGCGGAGACUACAUUACACUGGAGCUGCAGAAAGGGAAACUCUCCUUGCACAUUAACCUGGGAGAUGCCAAGCUGCGUUUCAGUACCAGCCACACAUCAGUCACCCUGGGCAGCCUUCUGGAUGAUCAACACUGGCACUCGGUUCUCAUCGAACGCUUCAACAAGCAAGUGAACUUCACAGUGGACAAGCACACUCAGCAUUUCCGAACCAAGGGGGAUUCAGAUCACCUGGACAUUGAUUAUGAGCUCAGUUUCGGGGGGAUCCCAGUCCCAGGAAAGCCAGGAACCUUUCUGAAGAAAAAUUUCCUUGGAUGCAUCGAGAACCUUUAUUACAAUGGAGUCAAUAUAAUUGACCUGGCAAAAAGGCGUAAACCUCAGAUCUACACUGUGGGCAACGUGACUUUUUCCUGCUCAGAAUCACCAAUUGUUCCCAUCACCUUUGACAGCGCCAGCAGCAGCUAUUUGCUUUUACCUGGCACCCCCCAGAUUGAUGGGCUGUCAGUCAGCUUCCAGUUUCGAACGUGGAACAAAGACGGGCUGUUUCUGUCCACGGAGCUGUCUGAAGAUUCCGGAGUUCUCCUGCUUUACCUUCACACUGGCAGGUUGACACUUGUCAUACAGAAAGUGGCAGAAAACUCCAUGGAGAUCAGUGCAGGCAGCAAUCUCCAUGACGGGCUCUGGCAUUCAGUUAACAUAAACGCCAGAAGGCAUCGUAUCACCCUGACUCUGGAUAAUGACGUCGCCGCAGCUGCUCACGCAACCACUCUCUUGCAGAUCUAUUCUGGGAACAGCUACUAUUUCGGAGGGUGCCCUGACAAUUUCACCGAUUCCCAAUGUUUAAAUCCCAUUACUGCUUUUCAAGGCUGCAUGAGGCUCAUCUUUAUUGAUAACCAGCCCAAGGACCUCAUUUUAGUUCAGCAAGGUUCCCUGGGGAAUUUUAGUGAUUUACACAUUGAUCUGUGUGACAUCAAAGACAGAUGUUUGCCCAACUACUGCGAACAUGGAGGAAAAUGCUCCCAGUCCUGGACCACCUUUUACUGUGAUUGUAGCGAAAUGGGUUACAUGGGAGCAACCUGCCAUAACUCCAUCUAUGAGCAGUCGUGUGAAGCCUAUCGUCACAAAGGGAAGACGUCUGGUUUCUUCUAUAUUGAUUCUGAUGGAAGUGGACCGCUUGGACCGUUCCAGGUUUACUGCAAUAUCACGGAAGAUAAGAUCUGGACUGCGGUACAGCACAACAACACAGAGCUAACCAGAGUCCAAGGGGCUGAUCCUGAGAAACCAUAUGCCAUGUACUUUAACUACAGCAGCAGCCUGGACCAGAUUGAGGCCGUGAUAAACAGCGCGGAGUACUGUGAACAGGAGGUGGCUUACCACUGCAAAAAGUCACGUCUGCUGAACACCCCCAAUGGAAUGCCAUAUGUUUGGUGGGUUGGCCGUGCCAAUGAAAAGCAUCCUUACUGGGGAGGAUCUCUUCCUGGAGUUCAGCAAUGUGCCUGUGGACUGGAAGAAAGUUGUCUGGAUAUGAGAUAUUUCUGCAACUGUGAUGCCGAUAAAGAAGAAUGGACACAUGAUACUGGCCUUCUUUCCUUCAAAGACCAUUUGCCUGUAACUCAACUCGUGAUCACUGACACAAACAGGUCAAACUCGGAGGCUGCUUGGAGAAUCGGCCCCUUGCGUUGCCAUGGAGACAGACAGUUCUGGAAUGCAGCUUCCUUCAACACAGAGGCCUCCUAUCUUCACUUCCCCACCUUCCAUGCAGAGUUCAGCGCAGACAUUUCCUUCUUCUUCAAAACCACGGCUGUGUCUGGGGUCUUCCUGGAAAACGUUGGGAUUAAGGAUUUCAUCCGCAUCGAAAUAAGCUCCCCUAAGGAGAUCACCUUCUCCAUAGAUGUUGGAAACGGGCCUAUAGACGCUACGGUGCAGUCUCCCACGCCUCUGAAUGACAACCAGUGGCACUUCGUCCGAGCCGAGAGGAACCUCAAGCAAACAUCUCUGCAAGUGGAUAACCUUCCUAAAAAGAUUCUGGAGGCACCUGCCGAGGGGCAUUUUCGUUUGCAGCUUAACAGUCAAUUCUUUGUAGGGGGAACAGCUUCAAGACAGAAAGGUUUCCUGGGAUGCAUCCGCUCUUUACAUUUAAAUGGGCAGAAACUGGACCUGGAAGAGAGGGCUAAAAUGACCCCUGGAGUCAAGCCUGGCUGCCCAGGACACUGUAGCAGUUAUGGUAAUCUCUGUCACAAUGGAGGCAAAUGCGUGGAGAAAUACAACGGCUAUUUCUGUGACUGCACCAGCUCUCCCUACGAAGGGCCUUUCUGCAAGGAAGAGGUUUCUGCAGUGUUUGAAGCUGGCACCUCAGUUACCUAUAUUUUCCAAGAGCCUUAUCCAGUGACAAAAAAUGCAAGCACUUCAUCGUCUGGCAUUUAUGCAGACGCCAUUAUGUCCAAGGAAAACAUUGCAUUUAGCUUCCUGACAACACGUGCUCCGAGCCUCCUGCUCUACAUCGACACCUACUUUCAUGACUAUUUGGCUGUGAUUCUCUCCAAAAAUGGAAGCUUACAAGUCCGAUACAAGUUGAGUAAGGAUGGCUUCUUCAUUUUCACCAUUGACUCUGGAAACCUUGCCAACCGGGAAUUACACCAUGUGAAGAUCAACAGAGAAGGAAAAGAACUCCUCAUUCAGGUUGAUCAAGUUCUCAAACUCAAGCACAACCUCUCGGAGAUUGACUUCAAGGCCAUCAAGUCGCUCACCUUGGGCAAGGUCGGAGAUAGUCUGGGACUAGAUUCUGAGGUCUUGAAGGCGAACUCACAUGGCUUUAUUGGAUGCCUGUCUUCUGUCCAGUACAAUCACAUAGCUCCACUGAAGGCCGCCUUACGACAUGCCAGCAUAGCCCCCGUGACUGUCAAAGGCUCCUUGACUGAAUCGAAUUGUGGAUACAUAGCAGAGGCUGAUGUGAACACCAUCACCACAGUAUAUUCCUCAUCAGAUCCCUUUGGGAAGUCGGAUGAGCGGGAGCCCCUCACCAAUGCAAUCAGAAGUGAUUCAGCUGUUAUUGGAGGUGUAAUAGCAGUCGUAAUAUUCAUCAUCUUUUGCGUCGUGGCUAUCAUGAGCAGAUUCCUCUACCAGCACAAACAGACGCAUCGAAGUAGCCAGGCGAAGGAGAAAGAAUACGCAGAAAACCUCGACAGUUCCUUUAAAACUGACAUUGACUUGCAGAACACAUCGACAAAGGGGCCACAAACAGAGCAAAGGAAGGAUUGAGGCAACGGUUUGCUUCGACGCUACCCCUCUCCAGUCAGGAUAUAUAUUGUUUUUCUUUGGCAUGUGGAGAAAAUGGUGCGGUGGAUGGGGCAAAGAGUAAAAAUUAGGCAGAGACCAAUAUUAUAAUGGUGAUUGGCAAAGGGCCAGCAAUGUGCUCCUCCCGGCGCAAGACACUCAGAAAAAAUAUGGGUCCUCAGCCUCAGCUGCUGGCAAUCAAGGUCCCUCCACCAACGUCAAUGGAGCGCCACUGAUUAUGCCAGCUGAGGAUCUGCUUCCAUGCCUCUCCCCCGCCAGCCAAAUGAGCUUGCAGUCAGCACAGACACUGAAAUACAAUAGGAGAUCCAGGGAACAGUCUUUACGUGCAGUCUUGCCUUUUUCUCACCCUCUCCCCGAUAUUAGCGUGGUGACGGCAUUUUGCCAUAUGACUGUAGCUGCUAACAUACUAAUGGCAGCUGUUUCCCACAAUGCUAGUCAUUACCAUACUGGUUGUGUUCAACCCCAAGGGCCAUUCUAUCCGAAAGCUACAACCAACACUACUCUGCAUGGGAAAUUGUGUACUCACAUUUGCAUGCCAAUUCUAAACCCCCGUUUCCUCUUGAAUCAUUUAAACAAAAUAUUUUCUCACAUGCUUCGCAAUUGCUUCUAAUAUUGAACUCACUGUCAUGUACUCAAGUGGCCCUGUGUCUUUGGAGCUAAAAUUUAGAUGCAGCCAUUCCAUGUCUCCUUAUAGAGCUUGAGACACAGCUGGUUCAUCAGAAAUCCAACAUAAUUCCAUUAACAUUUGGGGAGAAGAACAAGCAGGCUUGUUUAUUCAGGCACCCAACCUCAAGCAAUUGCCUGUGAGAGUCUUGAAGUGAAAAAUUCAUGUAAUCUCUUCUGUCUAAAUAAUAAAGAGAGACCAUGCUUCAGACCCACUUCCUGUCUUGAAACCUUUGGCAUGGAACACACUGGGACAGAUUCAUUCCUCGUUGUAAUCCCUCCAAGGACAAUGGAGGUCCAUCAGGGAUGAGUUUGGCCCGUAACUUAGAAAGUCUCCAAUCACCCACAGCAAGAUGGACCUGAUGCCUGUAAAUUAAAUCUGGGACUUUCCAUUCCUCAAUCCCGGUCAAUGAUAGCUGCAUUCAGUGCACACAUCUCCUUAGGGAAUUAUGGGUGAUAUUUACAAAACUCAAGUGCCCUUUAAACCCUUGAUGUGAGUUGAAAUCACCUUUAGGACCUCGGGGAGGCUCAUGGCCUGACCCAAACCUCCUUAAUAACUACAGGAGUCUUUCUGUUGACGUAAGGGGUUUAGAUCAGGCCCUCACUGCACUGAGAUGAAUUGCACCCUACGUGAAAAACAAAGCCACGUGAUCAGCAAAACUCCUUCCUUAGGCAAGACGAGCAGCAGUCACCCAGGUUAAAAUCUGUUCUAUACACUUUAGAAGUAACACAAAUGGCCUUUUCCAGAUAAGGACAUUUUCCCAUUUGUUUUACGUUGUGCUACUCUCAAAUCCUUUGAAAUGAUGGUAGGUUAAACAACAAUUCCAAAAGGUAGCACAAGAGUCUCUCAGUUACAGUAAAAAAAAAAAAAAAAAAAAAUGGAGGUCUAGCUUUUCCUUCCACUGUCUGGUUUUCUGAAGGGAAUCCCACAGAACGUUGCCUCGGUCCAAGUCAGUUUUGUAGACCAUGUAACAUGUCUUAUUACACUGGAUGGGAUUAAAAAACAACAACAAAAUUUAGCUUUAGCUUCUUUUGUUUUCUAUGGUUACUGUUGUACAGAAGAACGUCUUAAACUGUAAAUACUGUA